Molecule: messenger RNA, 1302 nt
Organism: Drosophila suzukii
Lineage: Eukaryota; Metazoa; Arthropoda; Insecta; Diptera; Drosophilidae
Gene: Tengl4
Product: Testis EndoG-Like 4
Biological process (GO): apoptotic DNA fragmentation
Cellular component (GO): nucleus; mitochondrial inner membrane
Molecular function (GO): metal ion binding; single-stranded DNA endonuclease activity; RNA endonuclease activity
Source: RefSeq, a predicted model, not a curated record
CCAAAAAAAACUCUUUGAAUGAAAUUUUAAAAGAAACCAUUCGGUAAAUUAUCUAAAAUGUCUUUUAAAUCUGCAAGUCAUUAUAAAAUUUCGGUAAAGAAAUUUCGCUAAUAAUGUCAACUUAUGUAGUGGCAUCAUUGUGUGCUGUAACUGGAGUUACAUUUUUUAUAUUCGGUGCUCUUGUCCAACAACAUGUAUCAUAUAGAAAAAUAAAAUCUGUCAUGCUUACUGAUCCCUAUGUCUACCAAUGCCGAAAGCAUAUUUUUAACGCCUUAUCUUUUCUUGGACGUGUGACUAAAGGUUCCAUAAUAAAUAAUGCCAAAGGAAAGUCGAUAGUCACUGGAGAAAACAACAAACAAUUUUCCGAACGGCAAGAUAGCGUAUCCAUUUUCGAUCAAUUUAUACUUUGGAGUCGGACAAGGGCGUAUAAAGCAAUCAUGUACAUGACAUUUUCCGUCGGACAAGAAGGCUAUCCACAUGAGGAAAUCGCUCACGUAGCUGGAAUUAUGAAGUAUGGCUUUCCGGGAAUGGAUGAAAUACAUGUCUACAAGAAUUUUAUUCUUUCAUACGAUCGUCGUAAUCGUAUUGCCCACUGGGUAUGUGAACACGUUAAAGACGAGUGUUUAAGAAUGAGGGAUCUGAAGACGUUGCAUAAACCGAAUGAAUACCUAGCGGAUAAUACCAUACCACCCAUGUUUAGUGCUAAUAUGCGGGACUUUAGAAACAGCGAUUGGGUCGGAGGUCAUUUGGCCUCCCCCCAAAACUACAAAUGCGAUAUACUACGAUUUAUGGAAGCCUAUAAAUUUCCCAACAUAGUACCCAUCAACAGGGGACUGAAAAAUCACAUUUGGCUUCGCUUGGAGAACUAUGUUAGGGAAAUGGCUUUAAAAUUUGGUUCAGUCUAUGUCUACACCGGUCCUCUGUUUAUGCCCCAAAGGAUUACUUUCCGAAACUGGUCUAUACGUCACCAUGUAAUGGGCAUGAACACGGUGGCUGUUCCAACUCAUUUUUUUAAAGUCAUUAUAAGGGACGAUGGUGAAGAUGGUGAUUUACCAUUAAUGGAGGGCUUUGUGGUGCCAAAUGCUGAUGUCGACAAGGAAAUGGAUCUGCGAUCAUUUCUAUGUGAUGUUCAUGAUAUUGAGCACUUUGCGGGGCUCAAAUUUUGUGAUGGCCAUCAGCGGGACCCAGUAGAUCUGCCUGUUAAUGCGCCUUCCAUGACCGAUCUUCGAGGAUCGGAUUAGUUAUGGGAGAUGAACAUAUGUAUUUAACACUUAAAUCUAAAUUUUAACCCACUAGAAUUUA